AAAUCAUUGGACGAGUAUUCUUUGCCUGCGAAUUUAUCAAACUAUCUAUACAAAAUAUUCCAACCUAAAAAUAAUAUAUCCGGCGUCAAUGAAAAUUCAUCUUCACCACCGGCGACUCAUUUAAAUGCGACUGGUGGAUAUGGGCUAAAAUUUAAUCAUGAUAAAACAUAUGGAAUGGAUUCGUACGAAUCUGAAGAUUCUGAAAUGAAAAGGAGACUUGAGUCUUCUAUUUUAGGGUCUCGCAUGGAUAAUACAUUACCUUUAAGACCCAGUCUUGCAUCAUUGGUCGUUUUUAUAACAAAUGUUGAGGUUACCAUAUUUCAUGAGACUGAGGAAAAAAUUGAUUUAACACAAUCAAUGCGUUCGUAUCAAUUUAACAUGUCAGAUUUUAGGUUCUUCACAGUAAUAAAGCACGAAGGCAAAAAUGACACGUAUGUAGUUUUGGAUAAUGACCAAUUUAAUUUUUUGGAUACGACGCCCGGCCGUGAAAAGACACAGAUUAUAUGUCGAACAUUGAACAAAGGCAUCAAGGCAAAGAAUACUCGUCCAAUGAUUUCUUUAAUCGCACUUAUCUCACUUGAUGUUGAUGUGAAUACGAAAGAAACAAAUUUAACCUUAUCAAUAAACGGUGUAUCCUUAAAGCAUAAUAAAAGUUCGCAAUGGAUCGAAGACCUCCUUAUGUUUUUACAAGAACCAGAGAUGGAUCCAUGUUUCGACCUUCCCAACCAAUAUACCAAGUUGUUUGUUACUGUCAAUGAUUUUUCAAUUGAUUAUAAUCCUUAUGAUAACAACGGAAGAAUUAUUAUUGUAUUUGAUGGUCUGAAGGCAUCAAGUAUUAUAACUGAUUCGCCAAUGUUUAAAGCCAAAUUUAUUGUUCAAAAUUUAGACUUAAUGCUUGUUGAUGAUGUCAAAACGCUUAAUAAUGAACGAUCCAUUAAUCGAUUAGGUUCAACACCUUUAAGCGUGAAAAAAUAUUGGGAGUCUGUAGGUUUUGUAAAAGCUGCAUCACUAGAUUUCGCUGAAAUUAUACUGCAAGCUAACAAAGGAGAAAUAUAUCCGCAUCUAUAUCUUGAACUUACAAACGAAAACCUCACGAUUGAGACAUGUGUAGAUACUCUUCAGACAUUGAUAAAUUUGAUAAUUCCCAAAACAGAGUAUCCUUUAGAAACGGGAAAAGGGAAACGAGUGCAUCAUGUGACUACCAGUACAAAAGAUAUCUACGAAAAUUCAGAUGAACCUGAUUAUCGGAACAUGUUAGCGAGUCUUGAUGAAGAAGCGUUCAAGCGACCACAACAAAAGUCAUUCGGAUCAAAAAUAUCUGUUAGUAAUCCUAAUUCUAAUUUGGAAUUCCGUGAAGAUUUCUAUGCAAUCGAGGAAAAUGAUGGAAUACUCGAAUCAGAUAUUAAUUUUGAGAACGCAUCCGUAGUUGAUGAUGAUGAUUUCAAUGAUGACUUUAUAGUAGACCAGUCAAUACAUGUCAUCCCAACGUCAAAUCCUCAGCAAACAGUUACAAAAGACUCAGAUGUGAUUUCUAAUGAUGACGAAGAUUACCCACUAGAUUUAGAGCCUCUUAAUUUUGUAGAGGAUCACUUCUCUGUUCCGAGUGCAAGUGAGCUUGAGGAAGUUAGACAAGACUUACCAAAUAGUGUAACAAGGAUCCGUCUUCGUGAUUUUAAUAUAGUGUGGAAAUUAUAUGAUGGCUAUGACUGGAAACACAAUAGAACUAAAGCAUCUGAGGCAUUAAACAAUGCAAAAAAUUCUGCAGCUGCUACUAAUUUAUCAGGAGCUUCCGCAGGUGAAACGCGUGGUCCAGUGGAUACUGAAUUAUCCAGUCCAUUUGACCGCUUAUUAUUUGUAGGCUCGCCAUUUAAGAAUCCUGAUCAUGAUGGAUCGUCACAAUUAGUGUCUGAAUUUGAAUAUAUAGCAGAUGAUCAUAGUGAUACUUCCAGUCAAGCAAGCUCGAGAGUUGAUUCUGAUAAUACUAGUAUUCGUGAUGGUAAACGACCUGAACAAAAGAAUCGUUCUUCUCGGCCAAAAUUCAGCCGGUCAAAAACAAGCAAGCUUGACAUUAAAUUUGAUAAAAUCAAUUUAGAAUUUGAUUUAUUUCCAAAAGAUAACUUGCUAGCAUUCCGGUUAUUGUUGCUUAUUAAAGAUCUAGAAAUUCUUGACAACAUAAAAACCUCCGCAUGGCAUAAAUUCUUGUCGCACUUACGUCCAGAUAAUGACACUAAUCCUCGUGAGAAUAAAUCUAAUAUGGUUAAGAUAGAAUUAAAUAGUGUUCGUCCUAUACCAACAGAUCCUGCAGAAGAAUUUCGAUUAAAGGCCAAGCUCUUACCGUUAAGGUUUUACAUUGAUCAGGAUGCACUAAAUUUUGUAAUAAAGUUUUUUUCAUACCAAGAUCCUAAUAAUACGCCUCAGCAACAGGCUGAAGACGAGACAUAUUUCCAACUCUUUGAAAUUCAACCUAUUGUAAUGAAAUUGGAUUAUAAACCAAAACAUCUUGAUUACUCUAGUUUAAAAGGAGGCAAUUUGGUUGAAUUAAUGAAUAUUUUCCAUCUUGAAGCUGCGGAAAUGACACUGCGGGGUCUUAAGCUAACAGGGGUUAAAGGUGUAUCACGUUUAUUAGAAGACUUGGGGGCAGCAUGGCUACCGCACAUAACUAAUACUCAAGUGCCUAAUGUUGUGUCUGGUGUUGCUCCAAUCCGAUCUUUGGUAAAUAUAGGUUCAGGGGUUGCAGAUCUUAUUUUAUUGCCAAUUGAACAAUACAAGAAGGAUGGAAGAAUUAUUAAAGGUCUUCAGAGAGGAACACAGUCUUUCGCCAAAGCAACCACUAUGGAAGCAAUUAAAUAUGGUGCUAAACUUGCCGUUGGAACUCAAAUUUUACUUGAGCAGGCAGAAGAAAUACUUUCUUUUGAAUCCCAAACCGGAACAAGCAAUAAUAACGGUUCAAAUAUAGAUAAUGAAGAGUUUGAUAGCGAUGAUGGUAAAGAAUUUAUCAGCAAGUAUGCUAAUCAGCCUGCAGACAUAAAUGAAGGAAUUGAGGCUGCUUAUAAAAGUUUAAAACAAAAUAUUGGGACCGCAGCACAUACAAUUUUUGCCGUUCCAAUGGAAGUAUAUGAAAAGACUGGAACUCAGGGAACAGUUAAGGCUGUGAUUCGUGCAGUUCCAGUUGCUGUAUUAAAACCAAUGAUUGGAGCCAGUGAAGCAGUAUCUAAAGGCUUACUUGGCUUGCGAAACACAAUAGAUCCAAACAAGAAACUACAAAAUGAAGAU
Scutellospora calospora is the source of this 3273-nucleotide messenger RNA. NCBI's taxonomy places the organism in Eukaryota, Fungi, Glomeromycota, Glomeromycetes, Diversisporales, Gigasporaceae. The record is from the annotation of a GenBank genome assembly.